GGAAGAUCCGAUCUUCAUCAAAUCGAUUUAUUCUCCGGUAAAGACUCUAUCUUCACAGCUCUAUUUGAGUGUUCACCUGACUUGAACUGAUAAAAGAUGUUUGGUGGAAAAACUUACAUGCAAAGAGGAAGUGUAUAUCUUGCAUUAGUUAUCAUCCUUUUGAUGAUCACACUCCUGGCUUCUGAGGAAACCCCAUCUCGUGCUUCUCUCUUUGAUGUACAACGUCCGUUUUCAGCUUCUUCUUCUUCAGUUUGUAACUAUGCAAAAGGAAAAUGGGUUGCAGACAAGAAGCGACCAUUGUAUUCUGGUUUUGAAUGUAAGCAGUGGUUAUCAUCCAUGUGGGCUUGUAGAGUAAUGGGCAGACCCGAUUUCUCUUUUGAGCGUUACCGCUGGGUACCACGAGGUUGCAACAUGCCACAGUUUAACAGGUUCACCUUCUUGAGAAGAAUGCAGAAUAAGACAAUAGCAUUUAUAGGAGACUCGCUGGGACGACAACAGUUUCAGUCUCUCAUGUGUAUAGCCACUGGUGGUAAAGAGAGCCCAGAGGUUAAAAACGUGGGAUGGGAGUACGGUCUAGUCACACCCAAAGGAGCUCCCCGUCCUGAUGGUUGGGCUUAUCGGUUCCCUUCCACAAACACAACCAUCUUGUUUUAUUGGUCAGCUAGUUUAUCAGAUUUGAUCCCCAUGAACAACACUGAUCCACCUCCACUCACCGCAAUGCAUCUAGACCGUCCACCAGCGUUCAUGAGAAAGUACCUUCACCGUUUUAAUGUGUUGGUUCUAAACACUGGCCACCACUGGAACAAAGGCAAGAUCGAAGGCAACCAUUGGGUGAUGCACGUGAAUGGCACACGUGUAAAAGGAAAGUUUCUCAAGGAUAUUAGUCACGCUAAGGCUUUUACAAUACACAGCGUUGUGAAGUGGCUAGAUGCUCAACUUUUAUUGCAUCCGCGUUUGAGAGUUUUCUUUAGGACGAUAUCUCCGAUAAAUUGGAAUGGGAACUGUAACAACACGGUUCCUUUGUCUAGAGGAAGUGAGAUCAAAGGCAAUGGUGGGUCGAUGGAUAGAGUGGUGGAGAGUGCUGUGAAUGGGACGAGGGUCAAGAUUCUUGACGUAACUGCACUUUCUGAGCUGAGAGUUGAAGCCCAUAUCGCAGGGUCUAAACUCAAACCUAAAAAACCUAGUAACGUGACUUCCACGGCUCCAACGGUUAAUGAUUGCUUGCAUUGGUGCUUGCCUGGGAUCCCGGAUACUUGGAAUGAACUUUUAAUUGCUCAGAUUUAAAAUACUCAAACACAUUGGUGCAAAAAAAAAGGGUAGUUCAGUGGAUUGGCUCUGUUGAUUCUUUGUUAUAGCAAGGUUUUGGUUUUGUCUUUUCAUUCUUUCUCGGAGAAAAACAAAGGCUACAGUGUUGACUAAUAUGAUUACACAGUUAAACACUUAUGUAUUGGUUACAAAGUUUAAAGCCGGUUCGGUUUUCAGUUAGGUUAAUAGGCGAAUAUGUGAUAAAAAUUGGUUCUAAUUUGAUUUGGUUUCGG
Molecule: messenger RNA, 1538 nt
Organism: Eruca vesicaria subsp. sativa (arugula)
Lineage: Eukaryota; Viridiplantae; Streptophyta; Magnoliopsida; Brassicales; Brassicaceae
Source: the annotation of a GenBank genome assembly